AUGCCAGUGGCAGCAGUCCUGCCCCGGCUGAUGCGCGCUCUGGUUGCCCUCAAUCUCUGCUUUGUAUUUGGCACAGCUUCCCUGCAGAAUGACGAGGCCCUCCCCGACUCGCUUCAAUCAUGCCUGAAUGCAACAGGAUCAUCGGUCUCGUACCCCGGCAGCGCAGCAUACGAUGCGCUGAACAAACCGCAAAACGCCAACUACAGCCCACAGCCCGGCGCUAUCACGACGCCGGCCUCCUCGGAAGAGGUGUCGGCGAUUGUAAAAUGCGUAGCCGCCGAGGAAGGGCGCAUCAAGCUCAGUCCCCGAGGCGGCGGACACAGCUACGCGGCGUACAGUUUCUCGGGGCACGUCGUGAUCGACUCCAGCAACAUGCGCGAUGUCACUUUCGAUGACGAGACACGACAAGUGACGGUGCAGUUUGGCCAGACGCUCGGCCCGUUUGCCGAGGCAAUGGGCCGCAAGGGGUAUGCGUUGCCCCAUGGGACGUGUCCUGGGGUGGGCGUGGCCGGACACUCGCUCGGCGGCGGGUAUGGGUAUACCUCGCGCAAGUGGGGGUGGCUUGUGGACCAUAUUGUUGCUAUGGAGCUUGUCGAUGCUCACGGGAAUAUCAAGAAGCUCAAUAUCGGAUCCACGGGGACUGAAACCGAGCUCUGGUGGGCGUUACGCGGAGCAGGGGCGAACAGCUUCGGCAUCGUGACUGCUUUCACAUAUGCGAUGGAGAUGGCCCCGGCGGCUACUGUGAAUUUCAAUCUAACGUUUGCCAACCGGCCUGACUGCUCCCAAGUCCUGCUGAGUCUUCAGAGUCUUGAAGGGAAUGCGACGAGUGAUGAAGGCCUCCCUGUUGAGUGGGGAGCAGAUCUUGUCAUCACAGGACGCGGACCGGGAGAUACAGGCUUCUGCAGCAUGGAUGGGCAGUUCCUCGGCACCAAGUCGGAGUUCUCCGGUGUCAUGGACAGACUGCUGGAUGAUCUUGAACAGCGCGGAGUGAGACCAGUAGAAGGGGAGGUUGAUAGCCGCGAAUUCACGGACUGGGUCGAGGCGCUGACAGACCUCAUGGGCCCGCUGGACGAGCCAAGUGACCCUCAUUCUUACUACGCGAGAUCUCUGCUGGAUGACGGAGCUCCGGGCUAUACAGUGCAUGACGCAGAACGUAUAAUGGACGCCAUCCAGGCGGCAAGAGGCGUCAAUGGCACUGCUAACCAUGUAGCGUUCAACGUGGAGGGACCGAAAUCCAUGACCAACCAGCCGCCUCCCACCGGCGACAUGUCGUUCAUCCAUCGACAGAGCCUGUUCAUCGUCCAGAUAUACUCUGAUCAAUUUCCUGGGUCUGAGCGUCACAGACGCUAUCAAGGGGAGCCGGCGCGAAGGCAUGUGGCAUGCUUAUCAGAACUACGUUGA
This is a messenger RNA of Aspergillus terreus NIH2624, 1401 nucleotides long. RefSeq names its product FAD-binding oxidoreductase. The coding region runs from base 1 to 1401 and encodes 466 amino acids. NCBI's taxonomy places the organism in Eukaryota, Fungi, Ascomycota, Eurotiomycetes, Eurotiales, Aspergillaceae. Gene Ontology annotation, molecular function: FAD binding; oxidoreductase activity. The transcript is spliced from 3 exons. The record is from RefSeq and is a predicted model, not a curated record.